AUGUCCCCACAGUUGGCGUUUCCAAGGGAAAUUUUGGCACAAGUCACGGCUUCAUUCUGCAUCUUCCACUUUUCUUCAUUUAAAGGUUUCAAGAGGAAGUACAGCCAUGGAAGUGAAAGCAGCCAGCAGCUUUGUCAGUUUGUGAUCAGCUUCAGUGAAUCUGAUGGAAACAAAACACAGGUGACUGAGUUUGUUCUCACAGGACUUACAGAUCGUCCAGGGCUGCAGGUCCCCCUGUUCCUGGUGUUCUUGGUCAUCUACCUCACCACCAUGGUGGGCAACCUCGGACUGAUUUUUCUCAUCUGGAAGGACCCCCAUCUUCACACCCCCAUGUACUUACUCCUUGGCAGUUUGGCCUUUGCAGAUGCUUGUUCCUCAUCCUCUGUGACUCCCAGGAUGCUAAUGAAUUUUUUAUCUAACAAUCAUAUGAUAUCCCUGGUUGAAUGCAUCACCCAAUUUUAUAUUUUUGCUUCCAGUGCAAACACAGAGUGUUUCCUCCUGGUAGUGAUGGCCUAUGACCGCUAUGUAGCCAUAUGCAACCCCUUGCUUUAUCCAGUGGUGAUGUCCAAUAUAUUCUGCAUUCAGUUAUUAAGUGUUUCAUAUAUUAUUGGGUUUCUUCAUCCUAUGCUGCAUGUUAGUUUGUUAUUUAGAUUAACUUUCUGCAAGUCCAACGUAAUACAUUAUUUCUACUGUGAAAUUUUACAACUGUUUAAGAUUUCCUGUACUGACCCUAGAGUUAAUAUGCUCCUGAUUUUUGUAUUUUCAGUCUUUAUACAAUCUUUCACUUUUAUGACAAUUAUCAUCUCUUACUCCUAUGUCCUCUUCACCAUUCUGAAAAAGAAGUCUGAAAAGGGCAGGAGCAAAGCCUUCUCCACGUGCAGUGCCCACCUGCUAUCUGUCUCUUUGUUCUAUGGCACUCUCUUCUUCAUGUAUGUGUGUCCUGGGUCUGGACGAGCUGAAAAUCAAGAUAAAAUGUAUUCUGUAUUUUAUACAAUAAUAAUUCCCCUGCUAAAUCCUUUUAUUUACAGUCUGAGAAACCAAGAGGUGAUAGGUGCCUUGAGGAGAAUAAUAAAUACAUAA
Molecule: messenger RNA, 1080 nt
Organism: Callorhinus ursinus (northern fur seal)
Lineage: Eukaryota; Metazoa; Chordata; Mammalia; Carnivora; Otariidae
Product: olfactory receptor 5AC1-like
Biological process (GO): G protein-coupled receptor signaling pathway
Cellular component (GO): membrane
Molecular function (GO): olfactory receptor activity; G protein-coupled receptor activity
Source: RefSeq, a predicted model, not a curated record